This is a messenger RNA of Oenanthe melanoleuca, 2482 nucleotides long. RefSeq names its product cytokine dependent hematopoietic cell linker (gene CLNK). The transcript has 19 exons. The record is from RefSeq and is a predicted model, not a curated record. The coding region runs from base 136 to 1416 and encodes 426 amino acids. NCBI's taxonomy places the organism in Eukaryota, Metazoa, Chordata, Aves, Passeriformes, Muscicapidae. Gene Ontology annotation, biological process: cell surface receptor protein tyrosine kinase signaling pathway; intracellular signal transduction.
UGGAGCAUUUGGCAAAGCUGCAAAAAUUCGUUUUACAGGGGAAACCAGCUGGGCAUUGUGCGAGCUCCAAACCCACACUCCGUGAAGGAAGAGCUCUACCCUUUUGGGUAUAUCCAUUUCCCUGACUGAGGAACCAUGAACAAGCAAGCCAACAGAAAAACAAUAGAAUAUCACCCAGCAGACUCAAGCAGCAGGAAAAGAGCUUUGCCAAAAAAUAAAUCUUGCCCGAACAUACAUGAAGUAAUGUAUCCGAAUAUACAUGCAAAAGAAAAGAGAACUAUUCCUGCUAACACCCAUCAUUCUAGCAAAUACUUGACAAUGAAGGGCAAGAGUGACUUACAGUUUUCCUCCAAGCCACCUGAAGAGGGAGAAAAUGUGUAUGAGACUGUGAAUUCUUCAAUGCUGGAGGCUGUUCAUUCCUUGAGAAUCCUUCCUGCCAAACCUCUACAAGAAUCUGAAUAUGCAGACAAACGUUGCUUGAGGUCUUCAGGUACCACUUCCCCAGCGAGCAAGAGCCCACCUCAGCUCCUCCAAGGCUCAGCUAUUCGCACGUUUGACCCGGAGGAGAGAACACUGCCAAAUGUAAGAGGAGGAAGAAUGAAAAUACAUGGAUACCAGGAGCCUACACCUCCCCCACGGCCUCCAAAGAUGCUGCCAAAGCAGUAUCAGCCCCUGCCUCCAGAGCCAAGAACGAGCAGCCAGCUCUUUCCCAAGAGAAGCACACUCCGCCAGGAUCCCACCUUUCCAAAAUCAGCAAAAGUCACAAGACAUUCAUCUGUUAGGGAAUCAAAUAAAGCACCUGGAAGAGACCAAGUUACAAGUUUGGGGAAGAAACCUGAAGUAUCUUUUCAAGCACAACAGCAUCCUCCUGAAGCCAGCCCUCAAGGUACACAGAGCUCUAAAAACAUUUGCAGAUCAGGUUCCACAUUAAGUGUAGAUAAUUUGACAGUGAAGAAGCCACCACCUCCUACAUCAUAUGCAGCAUGCAAAAAUAAAUCAAAACAUUUGCUUGUGGAACAGGAAAGGCAAUCUCUUACCCAACCCACUGAAAAGGAUUUAAACAAAUGUGAAUGGUACGUGGGAGAAUAUGAUCGCCAUAAAGCAGAGAAGAUCCUGUUGCAGAAAAACCUCGACGAGACAUUCUUGGUUAGAGACUGUUCAAAGAAAUCGAAGUCUGAACCAUACGUUUUGGUUGUUUAUUAUGGAAGAAGAGUGUACAACAUUAAAGUCCGUUUUCUGGAAGAGAGCCAACAGUACGCCUUGGGAACAGGGCUCAGAGGAGAGUGUAAAUUUAACUCGGUGGAAGAGAUCGUUGACUUCUACAAAUCCGUUCCCAUAACACUCAUUGACGGAAAGGAUCAGUCAGGAAAUCGCAGAGAACAAUGCUACCUCACACAUCCAUUCAAGUCAUGCUGACAUUUUCUGCCUUAUUGUCACUGAGUCAUCUCAAUAGAUAUAAAUAGAACACUUAUUUAAAUGUCUCAAGUGUCAGAUUUGCCUUUUGAGCAAGGAGCUCCCCAUAAUAUAAUGAAGUCUUUUUCAGGUUUACUCCAUUUUUUGAUUGUUGCAUUUUCACUUUGAGGAUACAAGUAAAGGUAUGUCAAUGUAUUAUUUCAUGGGAAAGUGUUGAGACCGAUCCUGGUAUCUUGACAAUGACUGACCAAUUUGCUUAUCUUGCACUCUACCUUCUAACUUAGGAUGGAAAUGAAACUCACCCUUGUUUUGAGAUGAAAAUAAAACUCACCCUUGCUUGCCUAAAUGUCACUGAAACUCCACCAAGUAGCAAAACCUAAUAAAGUAUACCAGCACAAUAUCACAUCCAUUAAAUAAAUAUUCUUGCUUUUAAAAAUACACAUGAAACCCUGUGUGUCAGAGUUCUCACUGUCUAACAAUUUCAUGUGGUGUGCAUAUGUUUGCUCAACAAGCUGUGCUCAGCUGCCACUGAAGUUAGUGUCAGCUGAUGCUUAUAGGUAUUGGAGAUUUUAAAGCUAGCUGUAAUUAAGCAAAUUCUAUUAUUCAAUGAGCACUUAUUAUUAAGCUUAAAUAGCAGAUACUUGUAUUCCAUACCUGUGCCUUCACUUGAAUAAUAGAACCAUUAUGUAAACAGUCACUUUGAAUUCAUACCAGGUGCAAAUGUAGCGAUAAAAAAAUCAUAAGUAGGAAGACUAGAUGUAUUUCAAAACCAGCAAAAAAACAUGCUCCAGUGUGUAUGAGUAAAGAACAUGGGAAUGGGAUAAUUUUUCCAGAAAAAAAAAAUGCAGAAAUAUUUAUUCAUACAAUUUGAGUUUUGGAAGCCUAGCUAAAUUCUGUAUGUAUAUGAAGGCAAACUACAAUACCGUAUGUUCAUUAAGGGAUUUUUCUGCACAGCAUCAAUAAUCUUCCUAAACAUACUCAGAAGUUCGACUAGGUUAUUGUAAUAUACCAAAAAAUGAACCUUACUUACUUUAUUCUUAUAGAAUAGGAACAAGAACAAAACCACUCA